CCCGCCGGGCGCAGCGCUGCCCGGCCCGGCCCCGCGGAGCUGUCUAGCCGCGGCGGGUCCUGAAGCCGCCCCGGAGCCCUCGGCGGCAUCGGCCCGGCGCCCGGGGGCCAGGUAGGCGGCGGCGGCGCCGCAGGGGAUGGGGGGAGCCGGCGGCGGCGGCGAUCCCGCGGCGCCCGCCUGAGCCCGCCCGCGCCCCGCGCACAAAGCCGCGGCUAUGGAAGAGGAGCUCAAGUGCCCGGUGUGCGGCUCGCUCUUCCGCGAGCCCAUCAUCCUGCCCUGCUCGCACAAUGUCUGUCUGCCCUGCGCCCGCACCAUCGCCGUGCAGACCCCCGAGAGCGAGCAGCACCUGCCGGCCCUGCUCCACCCGCGGGGCCCCGCGCCGCCCGCCGCCGCCUCGGGGCCGGGGCCGGGGCCGGGGGCGGCCGCGGGCGCCGCCGCCUCGCUGGACGCCGAGUGCGCGGCGGGCGGCGGGGACCACGCCGACAAGCUGAGCCUGCACAGCGAGACCGACAGCGGCUACGGCUCCUACACGCCCGGCCUCAAGUCGCCCAACGGCGUGCGGGUGCUGCCGCUGGUGCCGGCGCCCCCGGGCGCGGCGGCGGCGGCCCCUCCGCGGGGCGGCGGCGCCGCCAGCUCGUCGCUCACCUGCCCGCAGUGCCACCGCAGCGCCUCCCUGGACCAGCGCGGCCUCCGCGGCUUCCAGCGCAACCGGCUGCUGGAGGCCAUCGUGCAGCGCUACCAGCAAGGCCGCGCCGCCGCCGCCGCCAAGUGCCAGCUCUGCGACCGCAGCCCGCCCGAGCCGGCCGCGGUGCUGUGCGAGCAGUGCGAGGUGCUGUACUGCGCCGCCUGCCAGCUCCGCUGCCACCCGGCCCGCGGGCCCUUCGCCAAGCACCGCCUGGCGCCGCCGCCCGCCCCCCCGGGCGCCCCCGGCGGCGGCGGCGAGGCCGGCGGGAAGGGGGCGGGCGGCGGCCGCAAGGGGCCGACGUGCGCGGAGCACGACCUGGAGAACUACAGCAUGUACUGCGUGAGCUGCCGCAGCCCCGUGUGCUACCAGUGCCUGGAGGACGGCAGGCACGGCAAGCACGACGUGAAGGCCCUGGGAGCCAUGUGGAAGCAGCACAAGGCACAACUAUCUCAGGCUUUAAAUGGUGUUUCAGAUAAAGCAAAGGAAGCAAAAGAAUUUUUGGUUCAGCUGAAAAAUUUAUUGCAGCAGAUACAGGAGAACGGGUUGGAUUAUGAAGCCUGUCUUGUUGCUCAGUGCGACGCCUUGGUUGAUGCAUUAACUCGUCAAAAGGCAAAGCUGCUCACAAAAGUUACCAAAGAACGUGAGCACAAGCUAAAGGUUGUUUGGGACCAGAUAAAUCACUGUACACUGAAGCUACGCCAGUCAACAGGGCUUAUGGAAUACUGCCUGGAAGUUAUCAAAGAAAAUGAUCCCUCUGGAUUUUUACAGAUCUCAGAUGCUUUAAUCAAACGUGUUCAAGUAUCUCAGGAACAGUGGGUCAAAGGCGCCUUGGAACCAAAAGUGUCUGCUGAGUUUGACCUGACUUUGGAUAGUGAACCUUUACUGCACUCGAUUCACCAGCUGGAUUUUAUUCAGAUGAAAUGUAGGGUUCCUGUUACAGUGCCACCCGUCCCAUUACUGCAGCUGGAGAAGUGUUGCACCCGAAACAACAGUGUGACAUUGGCCUGGAGGAUGCCACCUUUGAGCCACAACCCGGUGGAGGGUUAUAUCUUGGAACUUGAUGAUGGAGAUGGUGGCCAAUUCCGAGAGGUAUAUGUUGGCAAGGAGACCCUCUGUACUAUUGAUGGCCUUCAUUUCAACAGUACCUAUAAUGCAAGAGUCAAAGCUUUUAAUUCAUCAGGAGUUGGUCCUUACAGCAAGACAGUGGUUUUACAGACAUCAGAUGUGGCAUGGUUCACCUUUGACCCCUCCUCAGCUCACAGAGACAUAGUGCUGUCGAAUGACAACCAGACGGCCACCUGCAAUAGUUAUGAUGACCGGGUAGUUCUUGGCACAGCAACCUUCUCCAAGGGAGUGCAUUACUGGGAAUUGCAUGUGGACCGGUACGAUAACCAUCCGGAUCCAGCUUUUGGUAUUGCCAGGAUUAAUGUAGUCAAGGACAUGAUGCUGGGCAAGGACGACAAAGCAUGGGCCAUGUACGUUGACAACAACCGCAGCUGGUUUAUGCAUUGUAAUUCUCACACCAAUCGGACUGAAGGGGGAGUUUCUAAAGGUGCCACUGUUGGUGUGCUCUUGGAUCUGAACAAGCACAACCUGACCUUUUACAUAAAUGGGCAGCAACAAGGGCCUCCAGCAUUUGAAAAUGUUGAGGGUGUCUUCAUGCCUGCAUUAAGCCUCAAUCGAAAUGUCCAGGUGACUCUACACACAGGACUGGAGGUGCCACAAAAUGUAAAACAGCCAAAGUUGCCCAGCAACUAAUGAAGCCUCUGCUGCCUCAACAUAUGCUGGAUUCUGUAAGCUCUCUCAGUGUGAUUUGGCACUUUUCAGUAAGUCAGUAAAAAAGCAUUCUCUUCCCUAAUUUGAAAUAUUAUACAGCAUGUUGCUCAUUGCAGUCAACUGCUGGUUACAGCUAACCCACAGCAUUUUUAAUUUAACAGCCAUACCAAGCACACUCCCAAAAGUGGCACUUGAUUACAAAUGGGUACCUGAACAUAUCUACACUGCAUUGCGUACAUGGGUGUAUAUAUAUAAAAGGUGAAAGAUACAAUGAGUGUAUUUUCUCUCUCAUGGCUGGAUUUGUGCUCAAAAAGAUAUUAGGAAUGCAGGAAAAAUGUGUAAGACUAAGACUGGGGAGUCUUGAACAAGUUAGCAUGGGGUGAACUGGCUUUUGCCACUUGAAGUCCUUAAAUCAAGACAACAUAUGUUUUUAACAGCUGAAAUGGAAGUUGCAAGGUCAGUGAAAGAAUUUCUGGGCACAAUUCCUUUGUCCAUUAUAUUCAGGAGCUCAAAUGACCAUAAUUAUCCCUUCUGCCUCUAAACUAUAUUAAUCUAUGGAUUAUAUUCCCCUAGAAUUCAGUGGCAGAACUUGCACUUAUCUUCAAUAAGAAAAAGAUUGCUUUCCAAAUACGUUCAUAGUUUUGCUUAUUUUAGAUAGCACCAUGAUAUUUGCAGAAUUCACAUACAAGAAAUAGAAAAAUAUUCUCAAUAUAUUUUAGUGUUUCUCAUUUAAAUAUGAUUGUAGACACUAUCACAAAUGGAAGAUCUAAUUGUGGUUAUCAGCACAUCUUUUAAAAAGCGUGCAGGGAAGAGGCCUUUGAAUUGAAUUGAUAAGAGAUUUCUUUAAAUAUGGUACCUGCAAAGUAUUCCACGUAGAGGAAUGCUGCUUCCUAGCCUUGAUCCUGAUAGAUCCCAGGCAGCUCUAAUUCCCAUGUAGCUUUGAGAUCAAAAGCCUUUAUUUUCUAUUAGAUUAGGGUGAGCUAAAUAAUAUUUUGAUCCUAAUGAAGCAUUUGAGCAAGAGAGACUCAUAGGCUUAAUGUUAAAUUCAUUCUUUAGAAUUUUUCUGGACUGGGACAUAAAUCUUUUGUGAGUUUUGGUUGUGUCUUGCAUCUCUUGUGAAAAUGAGAAGCCAUUUCAGGUGCUGCCCGUGACAACUUAAGCCUGACUGGCAUGGAACUUCCCACAACCAUGGCCCUUUCACCUGCAUGCUAUUGUCAGAAAAUACAUUGAUUUGUUUGUGUGUGUCUUUUCUUCUAAACCAAAUUAACAUAUGAGAGUGUGUAUGUACAGCAGUAAUGCGUAUGAGCAAGAUGCAGCAGGCUGCAUGAGCCCACAACAUCUAGGAUUUAGCCAUGCUAAUCUUACUUAAGUGCGGUGCUGUCAAGCAGGAAAACCAUAGACUCUUAUAUGCUACGGAUGUACUAUUCCCUUUUUCUAAUCCUGCUGCAUAUAUACAUUUUCCUCUCCAAGUAGAUGUAUACACACACACCUGUGCUGUCAGACGUAAUUAUUAAACCUGAAAACAAAUAUUCUAGCAAAAUUCAGCUUACUGCCUUGCUUAAAGCAUUGCCACAGGACAAACAGCCCCGGCCUCCCCUGGGACAGCCUGCUGGCCAUCAAGCAUAUUGCUGCGGGUGCGCUUUUGUCUCUAGCUUGAGCACAUCACUCAGGUAGUGCUGAGCAGUGGCAAAGCUUCACUGUGACAGAGCAGUCAGGAUCCUCACUGAUGUCAUCCCACCUCUCAGCCAUGGUGGGGAGAAGGAAUAAAAAAAGAAGGCAACCCAGAAUGAAAUAGUCACAGACUAUUUCGCAAACAAAAAGUGGUCUGUGAUCAGGUUAUCUGUAACCAACUAAUCAUCUUAUAGCCCACCUCUCCUACAGAACAGCAAUGCACCUUCAGUGAUGUCAAGACUGACAUAGGAAAAAAAAACCAAGAGCAAGGAAAAAAAAAACCCUUAAAUGCUUAAGUGAGAAAGCAACUGUACUUUCUUCAAAGUCUGAAAUGGAUUGUACUAGUAAACUUUUAGACAUUGGAAUAACUGUGCUACACAUCUUGAUUUCUUAACAGCAGAGACCAACUGGGUUUUAAUUUUUAGUUUUAUUUAAUUCCAUAUGAACUCGCGCGGGAUUUCCUAAUUCAGUGGGUCUGUUUUAACCUACCUCAGCUAGAAUGCUACUGGACCCUGAAUUUCCUUGAGUGUGCUCAUUGUAAAACUGUCUUUUACAAGCGUAAAAGUUGUAAUCAUAGCAUUGGCUUUGAGUAUUGCCUGUCAGAGCAGUGUAUGGGUAUACUGUACAUAAAUUGCAUAUAGUUUUUUAUAUUGGGAAACAUCCUGUGAUAAUUUUAAUACCAGAAGGCACUCCACUUUAACUUUUAGUAUUAAAAGCAAAAGAACACUGUUUGUCUUGGGUAAAAGGACUGAACCUUUGUCUAUACUCCCAAAUUCUGUGAAAAAAAUUCAAAUGAACUUAAAUCUUUCCAGUCUUCAACCAUUGCCAGAUGUUUAAAAUUAAUUCUGAAUGGGUUUUAGAAGUGUUUUAGACAUGUUUGUGGUACUUGGUUUUGGUUUUCAGAGUUGCUUUGGUAUCAGUUCCUAGAGUGUUGUACCUUUGGGAAAACGCAGUGAGUGACACAGGUUACUAAGCUCUAGUGGAAAUAUGGACAGUAGGUAGGAAUAUGCGUCAGAUAUGUAGAGAAGUUCACAGAAGCUCAUUUGUUAUUCUCUACACAUUCCAGCAUUCAUAAAAUGUCUCCUUUCAACAUACUGCAAAAGCAAAUAAAAUAAAAGGAAGAAAGUUAGAAGUAGGCAUCCUGUAUCAGUAAUACUAAUUUAGCCUAGGUCUAAACAAAGUGGGUGUGGGUGUUGGUUGUGUACACAUUCAAGGACUUGGAUUCAGUCCACAGCGAUAAAUUAAGUUACCCCAAUAGAGUGUAGUUUUGUGUCUUCAGCUGGGUGCAUUUCAGCAGUCUCAUUAACAGUAAUAAAUAUUUCAGUAGUUAGAAUUAUGGUAGUGUCCAGAUGUCAGUGGGAGCCACCUGAAUGUAGGCCAGCACAGAAUUUUCCCUUUUCUGAAUAGCAUCAGGUGGGAAAAGUGGGGAACAUUCACCUCUCUGCUCCAGCGAGAGGUAGUUUGUUUCUCUGCAGCUCCCCAAGGUCUUUCUAGAUACGAACCCCCCAGUCUGCACGUUCUUCAUCUCAGUGUCCAUACACAGAGACUGCGCCCGAGCGACACACUCCUCUGCUUCUCUCCUCUAUUUCUUUCCAGGUCUUCUUUGGGGCUCCAACUCAGCAAUGGCUUGAGGAAAUAGAGGAGGGAAAGCAACCUAUCUAGCUUCCUACAGCAUCUCUUGUGCCACUUUUUGUUACCUCCAAAUCCCUUUUGUAGGAGGAAGCCAGCCUUUAGUAGUGCAGUCCUUGCAGAAACUGCAUUGCUGACUGUCCAGGAAGAACCCAGGGGCUGAAGAGUAGCGUAGAUACCAAACGGGACUGCUUUGGAUGUCCGUUACUUCCUUUCGAUUCCUUGCGGAUAUUUGCACAGCACUCUCUGACGCCAAGCUCCUGAUCCUGCUUCCCAGACAGGCACAGAGGUGCAAUUCAUGGGACUCCUCUGCUCCUAGAGGACAGAUUGUUCCAUGUAACAGGACAGCAGAGCAUUUUGCACAAGGAUGAACCUUGUCCACUACAAUGCAGGCUCCACAAGAUAUAGCUGUAAAUUGUCAGUGUUUAAAAAUACUAAACCCUUCCCUAAUAAACAGAAUGAAGUCUGACUCCUGAAUAUGUUGAUUUGAAAUGUCUCUAUAGCUGCUAAAUACAGUAACUAAACUUUCUGGCCUGGAGAGCAACAAGAGACUUAGCUUUCAUCUACUCAUGUGACCCCAAACAUUAUCCUUUAUGAACCUUCUUCCUGGCUUCUUCCUCUGCAGACUUCCCUGUUAAGUUUAGUAAGACCAAUUAGAAAAACUGCAUCUGGCACGCUGUCAGCCCUCCCAUGGAAGGCAGUGCUAUACCAUUUCGACUACAUUUUUUUUCCCUCUCAUUAGUUCAAAAGAGCUAACAAGGACGAUCUCUUACUAAAACUUGAUGUCAAUAUGAGCACAGGCCUAGCUGACAAUCUGUUAUUAUUUCUGAUAUUGAAAGGUAUAUGCUAUAAAACAAAUGUCAGUGAGGACAGUAGGAUACUGUGAUGCAUCUAGAAUUUGGAAAGCAAUUUGGCUUGUAAAAGAAAAGACAGGCAAACAGCACCAUCACCUCCCCUAUUUGCCUAUAGAGUUCAGAUAUAUAGAGCAAAAUAUAUUGGACCGAACAAAAUAAAAAAGCAUGAGCUUACAUAUAUUGGAGUUUAAGAAAAGGUAUUAAACAUAAUUUAUUAUAUGCAUAACAUUCCAUUGUGUUGUAAUCAAUGCCAUUAUAGUGUACUGCUGUAGAUAGUUCUUGGCUGGUGUUUUCUGUUAUAGUGCUGUAUAAGUUUUUUUGGAUUUUGCUUUUUUGAGGUGUAGUAAGAAUAGCAGAGAACACCUAAUACUCUAGUUUCCUAUUUCCAGAGCAAGAGAAAUGUGAUACACAGAUUUGGUUUUUUUUCUUUUUUACAUAAUAAUAUUUAAUAAACAAGGUAAGAGAGAGAGAUCAAGGCUAAGCUGCCACUACCACUAUAUGAAAAACACUGUGUUUGUGAUUACCAACAAGAGGUGGUGCAUUUUGGACCACAACUCAUAUUACCUAUUCCUGUGAGAAGGGAUAAAGAGUUAACAACUUGUCAACAGCAGCACAUUCUGGUGCGUUCUAGUACAUCCUUUGCCCGCAAACAGAAAGAUGAAUGAACAGAGUUGUUAGACUUAACCUCAGGCCUUACCAGCUUUCCAGCAUUUUUUGCUUAACUAGCAAAGCAAAUCAUUAACCUUUGAACCAAGCAAAGCAAUAUUAAAAAUCAAAAUAUCCUGGCCAGAUCAGCUUUGGAAGGGAGAUUACAAUUUCAAGUCCUUCAGCAGGUUAUGGUAACAAAUCAAACACAUUGCAAAUGUAAAGGGCACUCAUCACUUAAAAUUACCAAACAAAGAUGGAGAGUCUUGGUGGUUUUUUUUUUUUUUUUUUUUUUUGAGUGAGCUGCUUCUUGUUUUUAUUGGCAACAUUUCUGGCAAUUCCUCUGUCCAGUACUACUGAAUGCUGCACACACACAAUGGCUGGAGUGGCAGCUCGAAGCCCAAGUCCAUUACAAUAAGACACACUUUGUCUUCUCAUGUGCAGAAGCCACGCAAGCCACAAAAAUUAAACAUGCAAGACUUCUGCAUCCUUGCACAACAUAGAAGGCAGAUGUGUGUUUUACUAAAAUAGGUGCUCAGCAGCAUUUUCCCCUUCUGUUAAGUGAUGUUCUGUUACAUUUUUUGUUAUUGCAGGCAAAUCCAAGCAAACACUACACAAAGUUAAUUGGUGCACUAGUUGGAGGAUUUCUAACAUUUUCUUGUAAAUAAGCAGAUAUAUAUACAUACAUACAUAUAUGUAUGUAUGUAUAUAUAUAUGUACUGGCUUUCACAUUUAUAGAUCCAGACUGCAUUCUCUCAUCCUGGUGGCUGAUACCACCUUCCUUAAAUGUCGUCAAUAAAAAUACUAAGCUUUCUAAGUAGUUGAAUGAAAGCAUGGUGAAAAGUCAUUUUGUGAUGAAUGUUAGAAUAAAUGCAUGAGGUAGAACUGCUAUUAGUUUCUGAUUGUUCUAUGAAGCAUGAAUAACACUAAUUUAAAUGUUGGCAACCAAAAAAGUGCAAAGGAAUACGAUAAUGGUGUUCACUUGUUAAAUGAAAGACAAGAACUUGUUUGUGUUUUCUUCUUAACUAUGACAUUUGUUCUUUACCAUCAUUUCCCAUAGCUUAUAUAAAUUUAGAGCUGGUGAAAUAUACAUCUCUUCUGUAUGUGUCUGUCACCAGAUCAAGAGGAGAAUAUCAACUUUUUAUAAUUUUGUACCUGUGGCAAAAGUUUGUAUUUUUUGAAUUGAAAACAAAAUGCUUUUUGUCUUUCGGUCUGAGUAAAAUCUUUGUGUAUUAUUAUUACCCUUUUGGAAAACCUGACAUAUGAGUUUAUGCUGUUUUACAGUUUCUAAAUAAAUUCUUAAUACAUUGCCAACAAA
This is a messenger RNA of Dromaius novaehollandiae (emu), 8578 nucleotides long. RefSeq names its product tripartite motif containing 67 (gene TRIM67). The record is from RefSeq and is a predicted model, not a curated record. Gene Ontology annotation, cellular component: cytoplasm. Bases 215 to 2443 code for a protein of 742 amino acids. The transcript is spliced from 10 exons. Lineage: Eukaryota; Metazoa; Chordata; Aves; Casuariiformes; Dromaiidae. Gene Ontology annotation, molecular function: protein binding; zinc ion binding.